Emiliania huxleyi CCMP1516 is the source of this 1251-nucleotide messenger RNA. RefSeq lists its product as hypothetical. Gene Ontology annotation, cellular component: cytosol. Gene Ontology annotation, molecular function: D-xylulokinase activity. The transcript has 8 exons. Gene Ontology annotation, biological process: xylulose metabolic process. NCBI's taxonomy places the organism in Eukaryota, Haptophyta, Isochrysidales, Noelaerhabdaceae. The annotation marks the transcript as partial. The record is from RefSeq and is a predicted model, not a curated record.
CUCGGUUACGACUUUGGCACGAGCGGUGUGCGCUGCGCUAUCGUCGAUGCGUCGGGCGAGAUCGUUGCGAACCCGCCCGGCUAUUCCUGGGGCGUAGCGGGCGAGCGCGCGCAGGAGGCGUCGGAUUGGGAGGAGGCGCUGUUCUCGCAGCUGGCAGCGCUGCCUGCCGACGCCCGCGCUCGCGUGAGCCGCAUCGCGGUGAGUGGCACGAGUGGGUCGAUGCUUCUUGUCGACGGCGACGGGGCACCCGCCGCCAGCCGCGGCAGCCCACGGAUCUCUGGCGGACGGCUGCUCCGGCUUGGCUUGAGGAUGGUGGGAGACUGCCACAUAGGCCACCCGGUUCGCUCAGCCACCUCAGCGCUCGCGAAGCUGCUCGCGUACCACUUUGAGUCGCCGCUGGCUGGAUCCGAGCGGCUCGCUCACCAGGCGGACUACGUCGCCUCGCGCCUGACCGGAGGAGCCAUCGCCUCCGACUGGCACAACGCGCUCAAGCUCGGUUUCGACGUCCGCGCGCUCCGCUACCCGGAGUGGCUCACGGGCGGCGAGAUUGGCGAGAUCGCAAGGGGCCGCCUUCCCCGUGUAGUGCGGCCGGGAGAGCCGAUUGGACCGGUGAGCGACAAGCUGGUGGCCAAGUACGGGUUGGCCAGCGGCUGCCUCGUCGUUGGAGGCACGACCGACUCGAUCGCCGCUUUCCUUGCAGCCGGCGCCGACUCCGUCGGUGACGCGGUCACGUCGCUCGGCUCGACGCUGCUAGUCGUGCAGCUGCUCUCGGACGUCCCUGCCGACGACGCGUCCACCGGCGUGUACUCGCAUCGGUUGGGCGAUCGCUGGUUGGUCGGCGGCGCAUCGAACGCCGGCUGUGCAGUGUUGCGCGAGCAAGGCUUCAGUGGCGACGAGCUCGCGCGCUUGUCCGAGGAGAUUGAUCCGUUGGCGCAACCUCCGUGCACUGACUACUACCCACUUUCGUCGCUCGUUCGGUUUCCGCGGCCCGACGAGAAUGCGGUGGGUGUGCUCGAGCCGGUGCCUGAGAGCCGUGCCGCCUUCCUACACUGCAUUUUGCACGGCAUCGCUAAGGCAGGCGGCAGGCGGGGGUGCCGUUCGUCCAUAUGCGCGUCCGAGUUGCGGCGCGUGCUCACGAGUGGCGGCGGGUCGCAGAAUGCGCAGUGGACGGUGAUGCGCCAGGCCCUGCUCGGCGUGCCCACGUCGCGGGCGGCCAAUAUCGACGCCGCCUAUGGGGCUGCGCUUCUCGCG